Ipomoea nil (Japanese morning glory) is the source of this 810-nucleotide messenger RNA. RefSeq lists its product as uncharacterized. The transcript has 2 exons. The record is from RefSeq and is a predicted model, not a curated record. Bases 1 to 810 code for a protein of 269 amino acids. Lineage: Eukaryota; Viridiplantae; Streptophyta; Magnoliopsida; Solanales; Convolvulaceae.
AUGGCAGGGUUGAGCUCUGGAACAGACAUAUUGUCGAUGGAAACCUUGACAGUAGAUGGGGGCCUCCUUUCACAAAAGCGCUACAUAGGCGACAUCCUUAAUCGAGCUGGAAUGAUGGAUUGCAAGUCGCUUACAACACCUGCCGCUGUCUCUCAGGCUGUCAGUCCUUCAUCACAACCGCAUGAAAACCCAACUCAGUACCGGCGCAUUGUUGGAGCUCUACAGUACCUCACUAUAACUCGCCCUGAUCUGUCCUACGCCGUCAAUCGGCUCUGUCAGUUCAUGCACUCACCCACGGAUGAGCAUUGGGCCCUUGUGAAGCGGGUUCUACGGUAUGUCAAAGGUACUAUGGACUAUGGUUUGCGCCUCUCUCCCUCUAGCUCUUUGGCCAUCCACGCCUUCUCAGACUCCGAUUGGACUGGCUGUCCGAUUGACAAGAAGAGUACUAGUGGGUAUGCUGUCUUUUUGGGGAACAACCUCGUCUUUUGGCUCUCUCGGAAACAGCGCACAGUUGCCCAUUCGUCGACUGAGGCUGAGUACAAGGCUUUAGCUGAUGUCUCGGCAGAGGUCACUUGGGUGGUUUCACUUCUUCGUGAACUCGGGUUACAUUCCGGGCAGCCGUCUACGCUAUGGUGCGACAACCUCGGUGCUACCUAUCUUUGCGCCAAUCCGGUCUUCCACGCUAGAACGAAGCACGUUGAAAUUAACUACCACUUCGUCCGGGACAAAGUCGCCUGUGGGGAGUGUAUUGUUAAUUUUGUGUCUACCAAGGAUCAGCUGGCGGAUAUCUUCACCAAGCCGCUCCCAUGA